Aptenodytes forsteri (emperor penguin) is the source of this 4813-nucleotide messenger RNA. RefSeq names its product fibulin 5 (gene FBLN5). The record is from RefSeq and is a predicted model, not a curated record. The transcript is spliced from 11 exons. The coding region runs from base 451 to 1785 and encodes 444 amino acids. NCBI's taxonomy places the organism in Eukaryota, Metazoa, Chordata, Aves, Sphenisciformes, Spheniscidae. Gene Ontology annotation, molecular function: calcium ion binding.
ACAUUUAACUGUGAAGUUUGCAGCGGGAGAGGCUUUCCUUCAAGCUGUUAGUGUUUUAUCCUGGCAGGCUCCUCGAGGUUGUUGUGAGGAGUCUAGCCAGUUGGUGAGCUUUGUAAUCUAAACCAGCUGUCCCAGGCUGAGGCCCCCAUUUGCAUUGUUUAACAUACUUAGAAAAUGAAGUGUUCAUUUUUAACAUUCCUCCUCCAAUUGGUUUAAUGCUGAAUUACAGAAGAGAACUAAGCAAAACCAGGUGCUUUCUCUGUAUUCUCUCCAGUGUCUGAGGAGGUACAGACGGCUCCUGAUCUUCUCCAUUACUUGCUAUUUCAUUCUUUGGACUAUAAAUGACUGAGGAACUGAAGUGCUAGCAGAGGGUAAUGUUUGGAAAAACUUUCUAGUUAUUCAUCAGCACAGACUCUGGUUUUUUUCCACCUUUCCCCAACGGUUUUGGACAUGCAAGGAUUAAAAAGGAUACUGACUGCUUUCACACUGGCCGUCUGCCUUUCAAGACCUGGAAAAGCACAGCAACAAUGCACUAAUGGGUUUGACCUGGACCGUGCCUCUGGGCAGUGCUUAGAUAUUGAUGAAUGUCGGACUAUUCCUGAGGCCUGCAGAGGAGAUAUGGUGUGUGUCAACCAGAAUGGUGGCUAUUUAUGCGUACCCCGAACAAACCCAGUGUAUCGGUCACCAUAUCUGAAUCCUUAUUCAAAUAUUUAUCCACCGCCCCCAGCACCAGGCCCUGUUCCUAACUACCCUACUGUUACAAGACCUCUGAUCUGUCGAUUUGGUUACCAGUUGGAUGAAAACAAUCAGUGUGCUGAUGUGGAUGAAUGCGCUUCAGAUUCUCACCAGUGUAACCCCACCCAGAUCUGCAUAAAUACUGAGGGGGGCUAUACCUGUUCCUGCACUGAAGGCUACUGGCUGUUAGAAGGCCAGUGUUUAGAUAUAGAUGAAUGUCGCUACGGCUACUGCCAGCAGCUGUGUGCCAAUGUGCCCGGUUCCUACUCCUGUACGUGCAACCCAGGCUUUACCCUUAAUGAGGAUGGAAGAUCAUGCCAAGAUGUGAAUGAAUGUACAAGCGAAAACCCUUGCACUCAGACCUGCGUCAAUACCUACGGCUCUUUUCUCUGCCGCUGUGAACCUGGCUAUGAACUGGAAGCUGAUGGAGUUAACUGCAGUGACAUGGACGAAUGCAGCUUCUCAGAGUUCCUCUGCCAGCACGAAUGUGUGAACGGGCCUGGUUCUUACUACUGUAUCUGUCCUUCGGGCUAUAACUUGCUUGACGAUAGCAGAAGCUGCCAAGAUAUCAAUGAAUGUGAAAACAGAAACUUCACCUGCACUCCGCAGCAAACGUGUUUCAAUAUCCCAGGAGAAUAUAAAUGUUUAGACCCAGUAAGAUGCGAGGAUCCUUAUAUCCAGAUUAAUGAGAACCGCUGCAUGUGUCCAGCUGAAAACGCCGGUUGCAGAGAUCAGCCAUUCACCAUCUUGUACAGAGUGAUGGAUAUGGUGUCCGGGCGGUCUGUGCCUUCUGACAUUUUUCAGAUGCAAGCAACAACUCGCUACCCCGGAGCCUAUUAUAUCUUCCAAAUCAAAUCAGGGAACGAGGGCAGGGAAUUCUACAUGCGGCAAACAGGACCGAUCAGUGCUACUCUGGUGAUGACCCGCCCCGUGAAGGGGCCCCGUACUAUUCAGUUGGACUUGGAAAUGAUCACUGUUAACACCGUCAUUAACUUCAGAGGAAGCUCUGUCAUCCGGCUGAGGAUAUAUGUAUCACAGUACUCCUUCUAAACCUUGAGUUUGUGCCCUGGAAACAUUAAAACAAAAGAGACGGUUCCUCCUCUGCAGAACUCUCUCCUCAGAAGCCAGUACGUAUAGCAGCUCUAAACCAAACCAGUAUUUCCACAGACCCGGUGACCUAUGCCUGUCUGAGGAGGGAGGUCUCUUCAUGCACAGUCCCUACCAGGAUGCAGACUUCUGAAGAUGUAUCGUCAGCAGAUCCCAUAUGAUUCUGUAUGUGGUCAUAUAUUUUAAGGACUCUUCUUCCCAUUGUAAACACUUCUAGGGUAUGAGUCUAUGUUUGAAAGACUGUGAACCUUUGUAGCUCCAAGGCUGCUUAGCAAAAAGCACCAAAGAAACUGAGGAAAAAGCUGGCUUUUGCAAUCUUGCCUUCUUUUUCAUUAUAAAUGGAAAGCAGACAAACAAGCAGAAACAGAAACAAAAAGCCACCUAUUGAAACAAGGGAUCUCAGAAGUGCUAACUUACAUUCUGAAUUAUCUCUGGAAUUAUCAGUCAGGCACUUUGUCUCAAUUCACCCUGCAUUUGUCUUAGUUUCACCUGUUUUUUCUUUGAUUCUAUUUUAUAGUUAAAAUUCAUUGUAAAUUCAUUCCAAAAAUACAUGUUGUAGUAUGUAAUCUUCUACUUUCUAACAAAGUGUCACAUGUUUGGGUUCCUUCCUGUAUUAAAUCUUUCUAUAUAACAGAGUUCAUAGAAAUCUAUCACUGGUUGGUAUGUUUUACAAUGUUUAGGGUGUUACACUUAUUUACACCCAGACUCUUUGACACAGGCCUCCACUGCUAGAAUAGCGUCCAGGGACUUUAGAGCAGAUGAGAAUCAGAACUUUAUUUUUCCCUGUUUUCCUGAGUGUGGUAGUUGCAAACAAUUUGUAAUGGUUAUAAGGCAGUGAUACUAACUGUAAUUAAGGCUGCAACUAAUCUCCUGUUCAAGGACUGCUCAGCUCAGACCCGUCCAAAUUCCUUCAGAAAAAUUGUUCUGUUCACGUGCAGUCUCUCUCCUACAUUCCUAAUAUUGGGGAAAAUAAGCUGAAAGUACUUGGACCAGUCUUACUGUUCAUGCCUCUGCCACAAAGCAGACACCACUAUACCAGUACCCAGACCUCAAAUGAUGGGAUCCCACAGUUUCCGUAGGCAAUGUCUUCUCAGGUAUAACUGCUGUAACCAAUAGAAAGUUUCUCCUAAAGUCUAAUCUGAAUCUCCGCUAUUGUAAUUUAAAUCCAUUGCUUUUUAGCCUACUUCCAGUAGAAAUAGAGAACAGUUUAUCUUCCCCUUUGCAGCAGUCUUUAACAUGUCUGAAGACUGUUGUCACGUCUCCCCUCAGACUGUUUCUCUCUAGUCUAAACAAACCCAAUUCUUUUGGUCUUUCCUCAUACAUCACAUUUUCUGGACCUUUGAUCAUUCUUGUUGCUCUCGUCUGGAUUCUCUCCAGUUGGUUCACGUCUUUCUUGAAGUGCAGUGCCCAAAACUGUGAAAAGUAUUCCAGCGGAGGCCUCACAGUGCUACGCUAAAUCUAUAUAUAUGUUUAGGAGUCUGAAAAAAAAAUAAAAAUCAUUGUAGAGUUUGGAAGUAUAAUGCUUACCUUGUUGAAGCCACUGGCAGUUUGGUCUUUUAUUUUAGUAGGGAUGAGGGUUCAUAUGCCUUGUUCUUAAAUUUCUCUGAAACAAGCUCUUUUGCUUCUGCCCCCUGCUUUUUCCUUAUUGGCUCAUUUGCUCUCCGGCAUCACUAGGGCAGGAAAGAUAACCUUUGCUUCAUCUUUUUGAGGACUGGAAGUGCUUAAUGCUACUUGGGAAAAGGAGUUUAUGAAGAUUAUAAUGCGAGCAGGCUGAAGCAGAGUAGAAGCAUUACGUGAGGUCUUCAUUAAAGUGGAGUAUUAAAUGGGAGAAUACAGACUCAGAAAGUUAUCACAACACAGACCACAUGACACAAUCAGAAAAUUGACUUUCUUGUUCCUAAUAAGCUUUGUGAAUUAGUCUGGAGUUGUUCUUCCUUAGCUUUAGUAGAGACUCUGCUCUUUUUACUUGUAUUCAGCUUGAAGGAAGCCCUGAUGCAAUGGCUCACAGCCACAAAAUGCUGAGUUGAGUGUGCUUCAGCAGCUUCCAUUUCUUAAUGGUUUAAAGUUUUCUCCGUGCUGCUACAACAUCCUGGGAUCCUGUGGCUCAGAGCUCUGUACACAGGCUGUCCUUUUUGUAAAAACAAAAAGCCUGAAGCCUGACUCCAGGGUUUAGUGGGCCAAGCUGAGGGCAGGAAGCCAAUGAGUUUUGUGAGUAGCUGACUUGGAGGAGAUAAAUGUAGAGGAAAUGUGCAGAGAAAUAUUAGAAACAAGAAUGUGUUUCCUGAGUGUAUCAUGGCUCAUCGUAUACCAUAGUCUUGGAGGGGAAAAUAGAGAUGACCAGGAAGGAGGAAUGCUAGUUUAUAACCAUGGGUCUAAAAGUGCUCAUGUGUCCCAGAUGAUGGAAGUGAGAUGUGGGAAACAAGCAGGCUCUGGUGGCCCAGAGAGCAGACAAGGGGCAGGCAAGGUCUUGCAUUAAAGACGUUAAACUCUUAACAUGCUGGAAGUUUUCCCAGUGCUUAAAAGCCCCCUUUUCCCCCUUUUGUGCCCAUAUGUUAUGGCUUCUUCAUGCCCAAUUGAGGAGACCUCUCUCUUCCUGCCAUCACAUCACCUUCUGGAGAGGAAGUGCACCCUGUUAGACAUCAGACAGUUUCUCACUUCUGGGCUGUUCUCCCAUGGCCCCCACAUACCAACCUGAUUUAACCCUAAUUUAGAAACAUCAAAACCCAGAGGAAUUCCAUAACAAAACACUUUGUUAAAAGAGUAAGGCUUGAAUGCUUGGUUUUAGCAGGGUCCAGCAAAUACUCAUAAAACAAUAUUACACUUUCUAUAUAAACAUUCUGCGCCUUAAAAAAAAAGUGAAAAGUCUGGAAACAAAGGAAUUCAGGCACUUAUCCACCGCCAUAACAUCUUUCAUCACUCACUAUCACUCCAGCCAACUUUAACUUUGCCAAAAUAUAUGCCAAUUUCAAAA